Octopus sinensis (East Asian common octopus) is the source of this 1727-nucleotide messenger RNA. RefSeq names its product tubulin beta-4B chain. Gene Ontology annotation, cellular component: cytoplasm; microtubule. Bases 193 to 1527 code for a protein of 444 amino acids. Gene Ontology annotation, molecular function: GTP binding; structural constituent of cytoskeleton; GTPase activity. The transcript has 4 exons. NCBI's taxonomy places the organism in Eukaryota, Metazoa, Mollusca, Cephalopoda, Octopoda, Octopodidae. Gene Ontology annotation, biological process: mitotic cell cycle; microtubule cytoskeleton organization. The record is from RefSeq and is a predicted model, not a curated record.
UACGCAUACAUUUACAUAUAUCGCUCUUAUACGUCUAAAUACGUAAAUAUAUAAUAGGAGCAGUAUAACGCGAUUUAUUUAGUCGUGCUACGCGCAGUGAACGCUUGAAGGUCUUUUGUCUCGUUUGGGGAUUUCAUUGUUAUACAUCAAACUUAACCUGUUCCGUUAAAAAUUUAUUAAAAUCGUAGAAAUAUGAGGGAGAUUGUACACGUACAAGCUGGACAGUGUGGAAAUCAAAUUGGUGCUAAGUUUUGGGAAGUAAUAUCAGAUGAACAUGGUAUUGACCCGACUGGCACCUAUCAUGGAGAUUCCGAUCUUCAGUUGGAAAGAAUCAAUGUUUACUUUAACGAAGCCACAGGUGGUAAAUAUGUCCCUCGUGCUGUUUUGGUCGAUCUUGAACCUGGUACCAUGGACUCUGUGCGAUCUGGACCAUUCGGGCAAAUCUUCAGACCCGAUAAUUUUGUAUUUGGCCAAAGUGGUGCUGGCAACAACUGGGCAAAAGGUCACUACACAGAAGGUGCAGAACUGGUAGAUUCUGUAUUGGACGUUGUGAGGAAAGAGGCUGAAAGCUGUGAUUGUCUGCAAGGAUUUCAGUUGACUCACUCUCUGGGUGGUGGCACUGGGUCUGGCAUGGGAACAUUGUUGAUCAGCAAGAUCCGUGAAGAAUAUCCUGACAGAAUCAUGAACACCUUCUCAGUCGUACCUUCUCCAAAAGUGUCUGACACAGUUGUUGAACCAUACAAUGCCACAUUGUCUGUCCAUCAGUUGGUAGAAAAUACAGACGAGACAUAUUGCAUUGACAAUGAAGCCCUUUAUGAUAUCUGUUUCCGUACCUUGAAAUUGACCACACCAACUUAUGGUGAUUUAAAUCAUUUAGUGUCUGCGACCAUGUCAGGUGUAACUACCUGUCUCCGCUUCCCUGGACAGUUAAAUGCUGAUUUAAGAAAAUUGGCUGUAAAUAUGGUACCAUUCCCCAGGUUACAUUUCUUUAUGCCUGGUUUUGCUCCACUAACCUCCCGGGGUAGCCAACAGUACAGAGCUCUGACAGUUCCUGAAUUAACUCAACAGAUGUUUGAUGCUAAAAACAUGAUGGCUGCUUGUGAUCCUCGUCAUGGUCGCUACCUCACCGUGGCAGCCAUGUUCCGUGGUCGUAUGUCGAUGAAGGAAGUUGAUGAACAGAUGCUAAAUGUACAGAACAAGAACAGCAGCUACUUUGUUGAAUGGAUUCCUAACAAUGUGAAGACAGCCGUUUGCGAUAUUCCUCCACGAGGUUUGAAAAUGUCUGCAACAUUUAUUGGUAACAGCACAGCUAUCCAAGAACUUUUUAAGAGAAUCUCAGAACAGUUCACUGCCAUGUUCAGGCGGAAAGCUUUCCUCCAUUGGUACACAGGUGAAGGUAUGGAUGAAAUGGAGUUUACAGAAGCUGAAUCUAACAUGAAUGAUUUGGUUUCAGAAUACCAACAGUAUCAAGAUGCUACAGCUGAAGAGGAAGGCGAAUUCGAAGAGGAAGGUGAAGAAGAGGCUUAAAUGACAUCUAUUCGCUUUUAUUUCUUCUUUUAUUUUUUGACAUUCCAUUUCGAAACCCCCUCUCCUAAUCUCCAUGAUUGGUUUUCUUUUCCACCUCUAUUCAUGAAGAAGAAAAAAAAACUGUUGGUCGCCAAAACUCAAGUGUUCUCGAGGUUACCUUGACUAAUGUAAAGUGUUGAAUAAAAAUCUUGUAAAUUAUA